AUGUGGAUUGUCCUCCAUAACAGGAUCCUCACUAUCGACAACUUGAUGAAGCGUGGAUGGACGAUGGUGAACAGGUGCAACCUGUGCUGUCGGGAGAAUGAAUCUGUGUUUCAUCUUUUGGUGGACUGUGACUUUGUGAAUGAGAGAAUAUUGAUGAAUGGUUCUCUGUUUGCAUCCUCCACGCUGUGUGGUGGGGCGUUCGCCCAUGGAAAAGUGGAUAAAACGCUUGGCGAGAACUGGCUAAAAGAUGUGUUGCUCGUCGGUUAG
Molecule: messenger RNA, 267 nt
Organism: Linum trigynum
Lineage: Eukaryota; Viridiplantae; Streptophyta; Magnoliopsida; Malpighiales; Linaceae
Source: the annotation of a GenBank genome assembly